UAGAAGUUCGGGUGUAGGCUCUAAAAGACUAAGUUUUUUUUUCAAAAAUCCUGUCAAGUGUUUAUUACUGCUGUAUCUGUAUCGAUUGCCUUCCACAAGCACAGAAAUUUCGAAGAUACGCACUACACAGGCGGACUGCUCAAUACAGCGAAGGGCGACGAGUGGCGCGCACGCCUUUUGUGAGUGAACUACUCAUUUCUGUUAGCAUCUGUUACUUCUUCGAGGACAUUCGUAAAACACUAGACUCUAAAAUGGGAGAGCGAUUGUUAAACAUUGCACACCCGGACUCAGCAAAUCUGACAUCGAGUGGGGUGUCUACCGCAAAGAAGGAUGCUAUCAUUGCCAUUUGUUUUGUUACGCUGCUUUGUAGGACUGGAGCAGAUGUCCUGUGCAAGCCAGAUCAGAUACUGUUGACUUAUACCGGAAAGGUGGGAUAUCAAUGUUUAGACUGUCCCACAUGUCCCCCCGGAUCGCAGCCUUCUGUUCCAUGUGGAUCCACUAUCGAAAACUGGACAGCCAUUCACUGCGUUACAUGCCCACUUGGAAAAGCAUUUUCUGACAAUUAUGAUAAAGCUCAGUGUGCAGCUUGUUCCGUAUGCUCGACAGGGAAGGCAGUACUGAAGAACUGCACUCGUAUCUCAAACAGUAAGUGCAGUAAAUGCAGAAAAGGAUAUUACUAUGAGUCUUUUUCAUUUGCCUGCAAGCCUUGUGCGGAAUGUUGCGGCGAUGGAAAUGAUGAAUUCGUCAAAGAAUGCGAACGCUACGAUCACAAAUGCCAACUUAGGCUCACGCCAUGCAGCCACACUCAGACAACUCCUUUGGGAACAACAACGCCUACUGGAAUUGUGCCAACAACUCAGGAGACACAUCUAACUGUCAUGUACAACAAAAAAACGACAGGACACAGAAAAGAGAAAGACUUACCUUUUAAUGAGUUAAAAUCGUCAUUGAAACCAACUCAGGUUGAUUAUAAGGCCCCAGACAAAGCAGGAGAGUUUGAGAAUGCUGUUGGAACUGAGAUUUCGUCCGUAAUAAUAUUGUUUGCGGUAGUUGCUGUACUUUGCAUAGUAGUUCUUGUCUUGAUCAUCCUUAGGAAAUUAAUUAGACUACGACUUUCACUGAGGCAUCCAAGAGAGGUGGAUUCGAGUGAUGUUGACAAUUAUUCUUCUCACGGAAGAACACGGUCUGUGUCUAAUCAGUCCCAGUCCAGUGAUUUUGCAUCUCCUCUUCUCCAUCCGGCAGCACUCUCUAAUCAUAAUUCGUCUACACCACAUCAACAAAAUGGAUUAGCACCAAAUGCGCUAAUGGAGUCUGGAAUAUCUCUGUCACGUGAACCAGCAUUACCAUUCCAAGUUGAGUCUGAAUCCUCCCUUCCAAACCAUCCGGAGCCCCAUCGUCCUUUUAAGUCUGAGCUAUCUCAGUCUGAAGCAACUGGAUCUACGUCACCUCUUCACAUCUUGACUGAUUCAUCUGAGAAAACUGGGUUAUCACCUCUAGUAGGUCUGUCGAAAGAGGCACCGACUCCAAACCUUUCCAAUUCAUCUGAACCCAACCAAGGUGCCUCUUCUUUCACCAGUGCCUGUCGAUCAACUCAUUUUAGAGAGCCUGAAUCAUCUCUUUCAGGUCACUGUGAUUCGCCCCAAGCCGAUCUUCACUCUGUUUCGUCCUAUCCUACACGAUCACCAUCUCAGGGUAGUAGAAGUGCGUCUUCACAGCCCUCUGAUUCCUGCUCACCUAUACAAGCUGAAUACAAAUGUACAUCAACGACUGGUGGUAUGACUCUUGAAAAGCUGGAUGAAAAUCAUGCAGAAAUGUUUGAUUGGAUGUGCAUGAAACUCGAUCAAAAAAGAUCAGGUACGCGUUAUGACUUUGAAAGGUUGGCUAAAUGCUACAAACUUUCGCCCACAGUACGAGGCUCUUUGAAACAAGAGUACCACCACGGAGGCAGUCCUUCUAGGGCUUUGAUGGAUCACAUUAAGGCCAAACACCCAAAUCUGCCCAUUCAUCAACUUAUUGAAGACCUGGAAAAAAUCGGAAGGAAAGAUAUAGCGGAGGGAUUAAAGGCACAAGUGUUUCGAAAAGAUGACAGUUCACCAACACUAGACCGUUCACCUCGUGUCAAUUGCUAGAGUAAGAAUAACUUACUAAUAACGCGUCGAUCAACUGGAAGCUUCAACAUUCCCCCCAGGCAACCCUCAAGACAUUUGAACUUUUGAAAAUUGGCAAGAUCAAAUCCUCCACUGGACCAAAAUGCGUUCAAAUGCCCAAUCCAAUAAUGAACGAUUCUUCGCGUGAUCACCGAAUGUUGUAGAAUCUAACGAAGUAGGGUUUGGUGUUGCUAUUGAAUGUUUCGCUUGUAAGCAUCAAUCUAUGAUGUAAAAAUUAUCUUUCUGGGCCAUUUGCUUGCGAAAGCGGACUCUUUACCUUUACCCUCCUAAAACAGAUGUAUAACACCGGAAAGACUUGACAUUUCCGGUUCAAACGCCUAAUUCCACUCCACCCCACCCAGGUAAGGUUCGAAUUUCCCACCCACCGGUACAGACAGCAGUGAAAUGCUUGUUGGUUGCCCGGGGAAUUUUUUUACCGUAACUAACCUAAUAAGCGUGAGGUAUGUGUAACUUUAUGGGCUCACAGAUAAACUUUCUGAGGCCAAAAUGCUGAUCAAAUUUUUUUCCGCUUUAUUACCCAAAUUGAUGCACACAUUGCUGCAUUUGCUUGGUUAAGGGUUUACGUUACUGAAUAUGGGAGCUAAGACAGGCUUUCUAUAUAAAUUUUUUAUAGCAACACUAUCUGACCUGCCUUCCCAACAACAUUUUUUUACUGGGAAGGAGGAGAGUGGGGGAAGAAGGGAUUGAUAGAGAAGAAGGUAGCUUGUUGUAAACUUGACGGUUAAGAUGGUGGCUCAUUAUAGCAUUAACGGCAAUUGUCUCGUAACAGAGAUAACUUCCUCUGAAAGCUAGAGAAAAUACACUUUUACUGCAAUUAAGC
Pocillopora verrucosa is the source of this 2988-nucleotide messenger RNA. RefSeq lists its product as uncharacterized. Gene Ontology annotation, cellular component: plasma membrane; cell surface. Gene Ontology annotation, molecular function: coreceptor activity; death receptor activity; nerve growth factor binding. The record is from RefSeq and is a predicted model, not a curated record. NCBI's taxonomy places the organism in Eukaryota, Metazoa, Cnidaria, Anthozoa, Scleractinia, Pocilloporidae. Gene Ontology annotation, biological process: Rho protein signal transduction.